CGAAACUGUGUGUUAGUGUAAACAAUAAUGGCAAGAAACGAGGAAAAGCAGCUUGGUAGACUAAAUCGUUACUACUUAAAAAGACAACACGAUGAUUUCAAAAGAAAAAAUCCUAAGCGACCAAAACUGGAAACAUUACAUAGUGUUGAUGACAUUAAGCAUUGGGUACCAAGCCUGAAGAAAGACAUCGAUUUCUACUUAAAGCAAUCUCAAGUCCCCUGCUAUCCAGAGAGAAAAAUUCAAGAAAUCAAUAAAAAGAUCAACUAUUUAAAACAUGAAUAUGAAGCUUUUGUUCGGAAGCUUGAAAAACUUGAUCCAAGUAUGAAGGAUAUACCAUGGACAGAGAGGUCUUACCAGCCAUGUAGAGCAGUGGAAAAUUCGAGUGCAGAGAACCAACAGCCAAGUAAAUCUACAGUUGUCCCCAGUGACUUUGUGCCUAUAGACACUCCUAUUUUAGAUCAGGAUUUUUCUUUAAAGUACUCUAAUCCAUCAGAGAUCCAAACAGUUAUUCCAGAUUUUCCAGACACCAUGGAUUCACCUCUACAGUUUGUUAUAAAAACAAAUGAAGAAGCAAACAACUGCAACAAAGGCCUCAACCUUCCAUAUUCUGACUCGGAUGAUGAAAAUGGCGAUGAUACAUAAUAGUAAAACUAGUACAUUUAUCAGGCACAUCUCUCAUGUGACUUCCUCGCAACAUUGUGUGAAGUUAAUAUACCAAUACAUGUACAUGUAUAUCAAAGGUUAAAGUUACCAAGAUCCUAGUCCUGUACCAUGUAGAUGAUACAAUUAGUCUUGUCAAACAGCUGCUUGACUGUUAUGUGUUGUUUUUUCAACUAGCGACCUCCUUUCCUGUGAGGAAUCGAUGUCAGUCAAUAAAUGAAGGAAAUAAUUCACCAAGGUUUAGAACAAGAACUGUACAUACUGGCCAAGUAUCAAUUAUUGCUACUUAUUCCAUGUGAUUUUAUGUAUGUAGAACAAGCUGUGUCACAAUAAAGAUUAUAAAAAAUGUAUUAAAUAUCUGAAUCCAAAGUUUUGAAUCCUUUCAAAAGCAUUAUUUUGGAGUUUGGACAUUUUGUGCUAGAUAUAAUCUCCUACACUGUCUACAGAUACUGCAUGUUCAUGCAGGCUUAUACAUCAUCAUAUCACUACUUCACUAUUCACUGCAAUUUCAGAAAGAAAUUGAGGUUGUAGUGUUUCUGGCUUUCAUAAAGAGCAUGUACCAGCAAGGACGUGAAAAUAUGAUAGAAAUUACCAAGGUUCACAAUGCAUAUCUGUUUUUAGCAGAGUUGGAUGGAAGUCAAAAUUGACUUAUAACAUGUAGAAUGAUGUCCUAGCAUCAACAUUUCACUUUCCGUUCAAGAACUGUUUGAGUUUACCAUAGAAACUAUACAUUAUCAAUUUUCAUGAUUAUGGAAAUUGGAAAAAAUAAUAACUUGGCACAAUAAUUGGUAAUGGUUAGAUCCCAAUAUCAUAGCACUUUUAUUUGAGAGCAAUAUAUUCUAUAAUAAACAAUCUUUCUUCCUCUUGCAUUACUGUUUUUAUUUGUAUGAUCAGUUGUGAAAAGUGCACCCUUCAAAAAAAAAAUUCAGUGUUAACUUUACCAUUAAUCUCCACUAAAAAAUUAACAAAUUUUAUUUAUUCUGUCUACUGUUAUGUGUAUGAAGUUCUGUAAUCUUCCAUUUAUAACUCCACUUAUUAUCUGCAUGGCAAUUCCAUGCCUCACUUUUCAUUCAACAUCUUCAACUUCACUUUUGCACCAAUACAUGUGUAUGAUAUCAUCUUCAUCAAUAUCAUGUUUAGCACGAUACAGCCAUGAUGGCAGGAAUUGGUUAUGGAAAGAAUUGGUACUUGUCUAGGAUGCCAAAUUUAAAUAUUUGUCUGAACAGAAAAGUAAAAUCAAUGGACAGGUUUGAAGGCCACUAAAGAAGUAACCAACAAUCCAUAUCUGGCUGUAAAUUGAUUGAUGUAGAUCCGUUACCUAGGGAUUAACCAAACAUAGAUCGAUGUCCAAUCUUGAAAUCAUCCUAGUCUGCUUUGCACCGAAGACACUGGAAACAUGACUUACGGUAUUCAACAUGAUCAAAUUACAUGUAUUUAUGUGCAACAAGAUGGGAGAAAAUGCAACAAACCAGGCCCCUCCGAAUCUCUAGUCAGGUGCUCUCCCACCUGUUACAUUUGGUUCAGGGUGAAUAUAUAUCCCUAGGCUUAAUAGCUACUCUUGACCUUUAACAACUGGACUAGGUUCUGAGGAAGAAGAUAAAAUAAGUUCAUCCUCACUAAUGAGUUUACUGUCUACCUCAAAUGUAACAGGAAGGGAGAAAAUGCAAUGGAUCAGAAAGGGAUUCGAACUUGGUGCCCCCUGAAUCUCUAGUCAGGUACUCUACCAAGCUAACUGACCACUGGUGAUCAAACCCGUCUGACAGCCACAUUUGAAUAAAGCAAAUUGCUUCCAAUGCACGAGAAACAAAAACAUUUUUACAAUUUUAUUGACUAUUAAUGAUAUGCAUUUUUAAAACAGUUCAUACAUAAAUGUAAUUUGUAACAGUGCAUAGCUAGAGAUCCUGAUAGGGUUUUGCAUAUAUAAUUGAAAUUCUUUUUUUUUCUUUGGACACUUCUCUACCAUGUUCCACCAUUUUGUAAAGAAUAAAGUCUGAGGUACGUCAUGCACAACAUUUAAAAAUUAAGUUUAAAAAUGAUCUGAAAUGUAGAAACUACACAACCUGUAAAAUAAAUGCAACAACUGGCAAUAGCCAGUUUUAUGUGAAUUUUCUGAUUCAUUACUUUGGAAUGCCUCUUGUUACAAGUUUCACAACUCUUUUGUAAAUUUCACCAAAAAAAAGUGACAUGGAAUGUUUCAGUAAUUUCCCCAUGCAGUAU
Messenger RNA from Ostrea edulis (European flat oyster), 2877 nucleotides. RefSeq lists its product as uncharacterized. The transcript is spliced from 5 exons. The record is from RefSeq and is a predicted model, not a curated record. NCBI's taxonomy places the organism in Eukaryota, Metazoa, Mollusca, Bivalvia, Ostreida, Ostreidae. Gene Ontology annotation, biological process: generation of catalytic spliceosome for second transesterification step. The coding region runs from base 28 to 642 and encodes 204 amino acids.